Molecule: messenger RNA, 1740 nt
Organism: Eimeria maxima
Lineage: Eukaryota; Apicomplexa; Conoidasida; Eucoccidiorida; Eimeriidae
Product: Peptidyl-prolyl cis-trans isomerase d-like protein, related
Exons: 5
Coding region: 1-1740 (579 amino acids)
Molecular function (GO): protein binding
Source: RefSeq, a predicted model, not a curated record
AUGGCGAUGCACGAAUGCGAGGCGUACUGGCAGGGCUUCCUACGUCGCCCAAAGGAGCAACGCCGGCUGCGGGAGGAACAGAAACAUUUGCAGAAGGAAACUGUGAGUGCGUGUAUUUGCCUUUUUCUGUCCUUCAUCCUUGACUCCCAAGAGAUGAGACGGGAUUCACUCCACUGGAUUCAAUGGACCAUUGAGGUAUAUGUUUUUCUGUCUCUUGUGCUGGAUCACCAGGCCUGCUGCAUGGUGGCACAAAGGUCUGCAAAGGUGGCGGAACUCGAACGCGCCCUACUUGGCUGUACACCUGAACAGCAGAACCUCCUGCUGCCAAUUUUCAAAUCCCCAGGACUGUUAGAGCGCUUACACGACUGCCUGCUAGCUGCCGAGCGGAAUCCCAGCGCAUUCAGCGAGAGAAUGUCUAGUGACCAAGCCCUUGCUGCCCUUAUUCAAGAGAAAGCUGAAGAAUUCAGGAGAGACCCCCAAGCCUUUUGCCGGCAGGAGGAGCAGCAACAAGAGCUGCACGAAGAAGCUACAAGACCGCUGGAAGCGGCGGAAUUGGAAUACUUAAAACAUCGAACUUGGAAAGAUUUGCCACAGGAAGAACUGGCGGAGAGGAUGGCAAAAGGAGAGAUCUGUCCAAGAAAUGAGUGGAUUCCUGGCAUAUCUAAAGGAAAGCGACCUCUAGAAGGAGCAGCUCUGGAGGAGCAUCUGGCCUUUGGAGAACGGCUGUUACGUGAAGGGCGAGCGGCGUUUGUUGCAGGAGACAUGGAAAUGGCCUACAUGAGAUUUAAGCAGGGAGUCGAACUCUUGAACUGGGUUGAGGCUACGGACAGCCAAAACCAAAAGCGCGUAGAAGAUAUGUACUCGCUCUUCCUCAAAAAUACAGCCCAGGCAGCACUCAAACUUGGAAAAUACCAAGAAGCAAUUCGUGCAUGCACCACUGUUCUACAGGAUCUCGAUGAACACGACGCGAAAGCCCGAUACCGGAGGGGUAAAGCUUACUUGUUGUUGGGGAUGACGAAGAGCGCAAAAGAUGACUUCAUGUUUAUUCUCAAGAGCCCAUAUUCAACAAACGAGGGAGUGCAUGCAGCAAGACUGGGGUUGCAGGAGCUGAGACGAGUUUUGAAUACAAGUGCAGAAGACGCAAGGAAGACUCUCAGCAGAAGCAUCAGCGGCUGCUUGUUCUCCAGAGACAGGCACCGAGAAGCGCAAGGCCCCCGCCUCGCACCGGCAGAAGAAACAGAAGAAUCGGAAAACGACUCCAGACUACACACGCCGCUGCAUGCAGAAGCAGAAAAUGCCGACUUCAGACUGCCGCCCAGCAAGGCAUCAGAACACUUAUUCUCUAACAAGCAAACCAACAAAUAUAGGCAUAAUUCAGAAAGCUACCCGAUUGAUGAACCAAUAAGCGAUCAGGCAAUAACUCCGGAUAACGAAACUUCGGAGCCUGUGGCCUCUAAACUGAAGGAACUGCGGAGCCUCGCGGAUUUUGACUACCGGCGUGUUGUUCUUCGCUGUCGAAAGUAUCUGCCUGAGGUACAACGCCCUAUUCUACAGCGCCACGGUGUAGGCAGAGACCUGGAAAGCAGCAACGGAAGAAGCAACAAUGACAGCCACCGCUACAACAUGCGGUUGCUAGAAAAGAGCGUUUCUUUCUGGCGGUUCAAAGAUGAGACAAUUGAGGAACUCACCCGAGACUGUCUGAAGGCAGUCUUCGGCGACGUUGCCGAUAUUGAUGUGUGA